AAAAUGUUGCAAGCUAAGCAACGCGUGGGAUUGCAUGGCCGUCAGGCUUUGUCGACGAACCGCCGAGUUGUUGCAUCGAAAGCUGCCGCACCAGUGACCGCUCCAGCGCCUACAGCGGUGCCUGUCCAGUUUCAUAACGAAAAGCUAUCGGGUGUUGUGAAUGAACAGCAGUUCAAGGCGGUAAUCAAGGGCCUGGUCUCUUCAGGCAAAAUGCCAGCGCAUCUGGAGCCCGCUUGGGAAUAUUUCUAUGACAAUUACAAGAAGGCAGUUGUGAACAGUGGCAUUCCAGGUGCCGACGAGAAGUUGGUAACUCAGGUGCAAGCCUCAAUUCUGGACAACGUGCUUCUGCAGGCGGUGCAACCAUACACUUUCCCAUCGUUCCAUAAUCGCAUUACUGAGCCAUAUAACUACUAUGAGUUUGGACAACGCUAUGUUGGAACGCUUAUUGAUUUCCAGAACUCGGUGCUCGGCCAUCGCGAGCGUUGGGACCGGGUGCAGGAAUUCCUUGACCAGAAGCAUAACGUUGUGCUGCUGGCAAAUCACCAGACAGAGGCAGACCCCGGAGUGUUCGCGCAUAUGCUGGCCUCGACGCACCCCAAGCUGGCGACCGACGUGAUCUACGUCGCUGGCGACCGCGUCGUGACGGACCCGAUGUGCAAGCCGUUCUCCAUGGGACGUAACCUCUUCUGUGUUCACUCCAAAAAGCACAUGGGCGACGUGCCAGAGCUGAAGGCAGCAAAGAUGGAAACCAACCGCAAAACGCUCGUCGCCAUGCAGCGCAAACUGAACGAGGGCGGCGUCCUCAUCUGGAUUGCCCCCAGCGGCGGCCGAGACCGCCCCGACGCUGAUGGCUUGUGGUCCCCGGAUCGGUUCGACCCGGCGGCUGUGGAGCUGAUGCGCAACCUGACGCAGCGUGCCAAGCAGCCCGGUCAUCUCAUCCCGAUGUCCAUGUAUUCAUUCCCCCUGAUGCCUCCCCCUAAGACCGUGGAUAAGUCCAUUGGCGAGCGGCGCCUGACCAACUACACGGGAGUUGGCAUCUCCGUAUGCGAGGAGCUCGACGUGGCGUCCAUUAUCAGCGGGUCUGACGACAAGGAGGUGAGCCAGCAGGCGCUGGCGACUGCCGCCCACGCCGCAGUAACGGAGUCGUACAAGAUGCUGGAGAAGGCCAUCACCGACCCGGCGUUCCGAGCCAGCCGGCCAGAGUUCUCCCAGCCGUGGCUAUAG
Messenger RNA from Volvox carteri f. nagariensis, 1224 nucleotides. RefSeq lists its product as uncharacterized. Lineage: Eukaryota; Viridiplantae; Chlorophyta; Chlorophyceae; Chlamydomonadales; Volvocaceae. The transcript is spliced from 2 exons. Gene Ontology annotation, biological process: glycerophospholipid metabolic process. The record is from RefSeq and is a predicted model, not a curated record. The coding region runs from base 4 to 1224 and encodes 406 amino acids. Gene Ontology annotation, molecular function: glycerol-3-phosphate O-acyltransferase activity.